Solanum dulcamara is the source of this 1565-nucleotide messenger RNA. RefSeq names its product cullin-1-like. Gene Ontology annotation, biological process: protein ubiquitination; ubiquitin-dependent protein catabolic process. Gene Ontology annotation, molecular function: ubiquitin protein ligase binding. The coding region runs from base 165 to 1037 and encodes 290 amino acids. The record is from RefSeq and is a predicted model, not a curated record. NCBI's taxonomy places the organism in Eukaryota, Viridiplantae, Streptophyta, Magnoliopsida, Solanales, Solanaceae. Gene Ontology annotation, cellular component: cullin-RING ubiquitin ligase complex. The transcript has 9 exons.
GUUUAAUUGUACAACUGGAAAUAUCAGGCUUUUAAGGCAGCUUUCAACUUUACUUAUUUCACUUUUUCCCCCAGUUUUCAUGCAUUCAUCACAUAGAAACAGACGUCCAAGCAAAGUACAAAAUUUCCUUCUCAUAAACCCUAAUUGGUUGAAGAAUUGAGAGAAUGAGUAAUGCGAAGAGGACAGAAGAGAGUGUGAAGACACUAGAGGAGGGCAUUACGAAAGUGAAGUUGAUUAUGGAUGGUUACCCUGCCUGUAAGCUGUUCACUUCUGAAGAAUACAUGAGAUAUUAUAACUCUGUUUAUCUCUUGUGUAUUCGACCUCCCCCACAUGAUUUAUCAGCAGAACUUCUUCAAAGGUAUCAUGCUGUCUUAGAUGAGAGUGUAUACUUCAAGGUUCUGCCUUUUCUGAAAGAUAAGAGUGGUGCCUCUCUGUUAGCUGAAUUCUUACGUGCCUGGACAAAUUACAAAGCAAUGGUGAAGUGUCUUGGAGGGUUUUUCCUUUACCUUGAUAAAAAAUGCACCGAUCAGAAAAGUUCUGCACCCCUUAAAGAGGUUGCUCUUUCGUGUUUCCAGAAUAGGGUUUGCUGUGAUUUCCUUCCAGAACUUUUUGAUGCUGCACUUUUACUGGUAAGUCAAGACCGUAAGGAGGAACCAAUUGACAGGAGCCUACUACAGGGCCUCUCUACAUUUUUCUGGGAAAAUGGUGGGUCAGAGAAAGGAACGUACUAUUACAUGUUUGAGGAGAAAUUGCUUGCAGAUACAUCCAGCUGCUACUCUCGAUUUGCCUCCGAGUGGCUUCUUAGCUAUUCAUCGACAGAUUAUAUAUUGAAGGUGGAACGGUGUUUGAAUGAUGAAAAAGGAAAGCUGAGUCAGUACAUGUAUCCUUUCUCUGUAGAGAAGCUACUUCAGGUUGUGCAUCUGAAGUUGAUUGGUGAAACUACAAGCCAGCUGAUUGAAAAAAAGACGGCUGAGAACCUCAACUCAACAAGAUAUCAGGAAUUACUGUCCAGAUGUUCCAAUUUAAGCAUUGGAUAAAGAAGUGCCACAUUUUUUACCAACAUUAUAGUGUCAGAUAGUACCCCAGGAAAGGGAACAAAAAACACUAACAAAAAGCCCAAAAGUGUUAUUGACCAGUGACGAUUUGGAUGAUCUCUCCCAGAGUCUAUUUUUUGCGGCUCCACUAUUGGUGCUGCUUGGAUUUAGGUCCUUAAUUCCUUUUUUGGCGCUACUCAUAGCUGAAAGUGUCUAGGGAUUUAGCAGGGCAAACAUAUUCACUAGUAAGAAGUAAAUAUACUUUACUAAUUUGCACAUUUCUGCAGUAUAUGCUAUACAUCUCUUACGGGGGAGAAGAUACUUCAUAGUUUCACUGAUGCAGAAAUCUCAUACAUAUUUGCCGACUGAGGAAUGCAAUCAUAACUACCAAAAAGCUGCAAUAUCUCAGAUAUUAUAACUGACUUUGCUUUGGCAUAUGCUUUGUUUUUUUGUAUUUGCCUGUAUAUAAUUUGAUUUUGUUUCAAUCUGCCUACAAUCUCCAUGAGCAAAUUUUCCAGCAAAAGUUAACCA